Saprolegnia diclina VS20 is the source of this 1809-nucleotide messenger RNA. RefSeq names its product serine/threonine protein kinase. The transcript is spliced from 7 exons. NCBI's taxonomy places the organism in Eukaryota, Oomycota, Saprolegniomycetes, Saprolegniales, Saprolegniaceae. The record is from RefSeq and is a predicted model, not a curated record. Gene Ontology annotation, biological process: protein phosphorylation. Bases 1 to 1809 code for a protein of 602 amino acids. Gene Ontology annotation, molecular function: protein kinase activity; ATP binding.
AUGGCCGUCCGUCUCUGGGCGACGUCCGAGGACCUCGGCGCCAUGAACCCGGACCUCGCUUGGUACAUGACGAUAGAAGGCGGCUUCUUCUACGCGGUGCAUGCGUCGGAACCCGGGUACUCCCUGGAGCAGCUCAAGCAGCUCUUGCGGCCCGUCCUGUCCCUGCGCAUGACCUUCCUCGCCACUAUCGAUGCCAUCUCGCCGUUUACGCUACCAACGACGCUCUUCCCGCGUCUCCGUCAUGCCGAGUUUGUCAACGUCUCGAGCGCUGCACUCCUUGCACCGUUUACAAACAAUGGCGCGAUCAGUAGCAUGCAGAUCGCCGACUCGAACUUGCCAGCGCUCGACCUCUCGCGCUAUACCAACCUCUCGACCCUCACCCUCAUCACCGUUCGAUGCGAUGCUUCCCCGAUCGUAUUACCGACGUCCUUGGCGCCGCCCCGUCUCGCCAUCAACAUGACCUCGUCCAACGCUCACUUCGCCUCCCUUGGCGUCGCACGGGCGUACGCUCUCAACAUCACCACCGACUCGGUGGACAACUGCCGGGCACUUCAACGCACGUCGUUCGAGCCGAGUACAACCACACCCCGAUGCCUUUGUGUCAACACCACCCUCGUGUGUCCCACAACCCCUACGAUCCCGACACCCCCGACGAUUGCCUUGCCGACAAGUGGAAGCGCGUCGUCGCUGCCAUCAACUGCCGUCGCCUCGGCCCUCUCGACGGGCGCGAUCGUUGGUGUCGUUCUCGGAGCGCUUGUGUUUCUCUGUCUUCUCAUCAGCCUCGCGCUCUACUAUCGGCGGCAGCACAAGACGCUCAAGGCGCACGUGUGGGCAUCAAACUCGAACCCGUCGUCGCCGAACGAGGCGUACCUCGAGGUCCGGUCGCCGCACCAGCGCGUCAUCUCGCUCGUCGCGUCGCUGCCAGACCCGUGUCAAGUCUUUCGCGACGCCUUCCCGGACUUUACACUGCCGCUCGAGAAGGAAAAGACGUCCAAAUUGGCCACGAGCCGGUCCAUGCGGCUCUGUUAUAGCAACGGCGCCAAGCUCGCGCUCUUCCCGAUCAAGGUCACCGCGUCCGACAAGGCUGCCUUUAUCCAGCGCGUGCAAAUGCUCCGAGAUCUCCCACCCCACCGCCACCUCGUGGCGCUUCUCGGUGUCUCGGUCAUCAACUUCCGCACCGAGUUUGCGGUCGCCGUCCAGUUUGCCGAUCGCGGCAGUUUAGCGCAUGCGCUGCACCAUGGACCGCCCGUGCCCGCACCACUCGAAAUGGCCCAUGGCAUUGCAUCCGGUCUCGCCGCGCUGCAUGCGCAGACCGUGUGCUUUGACGGGCUCACGCCCCAUCGCGUGCUCGUGGACAAGGCGUUCACAUGCCUCCUGGAUACACUCCACCUGCUCCGCACGCCGCACCACCACCACAAUGCCCUUGUGUCAUUUGGAUCGGACAACAUGGCCUACAUGGCCCCCGAGGUGCUGCGGGGCGAGCCUACGACAGUCGCGGCCGAUGUCUAUGCGCUGGGCAUGCUCCUCGGCGAAAUUUGGACGCGGACACGACCGUACACCGCGCUCCUGACCGGCCACGGCUUUGUGCACUGCGAUAUGGUGCUGCUCGCCGCUGCCCGCGACCAUGUGCGUGUGCCUCCGUUCGACAUGGUCUCGCACGCCGGCGUUGCUGCGGUCGUUGCCAUGUGCACGGUCGACGACGUCACCGCGCGGCCGACUGCCGAGGGCGUCGCCGAUGUGCUAGUCGACCUCGUCCGUGCGUCCGAAGCGUCGUCGUCGCGUCUGUCAUCGUCGCCGCAUCAACUAUAG